Molecule: messenger RNA, 718 nt
Organism: Elaeis guineensis (African oil palm)
Lineage: Eukaryota; Viridiplantae; Streptophyta; Magnoliopsida; Arecales; Arecaceae
Biological process (GO): protein phosphorylation
Molecular function (GO): ATP binding; protein binding; protein kinase activity
Source: RefSeq, a predicted model, not a curated record
UGAUUUCAAAGCAUUGGUUCUUGAAUUUAUGGAGCAUGGAAGCUUGGAACAGUGGCUGCAUCCAAAAGUGAAUGAGCGAAUCCCGAUGAGGAUUUUGAAUUUAGAACAGAGAGUGAGCAUAGCCAUUGAUGUGGCUUCUGCACUGGAUUACCUUCAUCAUCACAGCCCAGUGCCAAUCGUGCAUUGCGAUCUUAAGCCGACAAACAUUCUUCUGAAUGUUGACAUGACUGCCCAUGUGAGUGACUUUGGGCUGGCAAAGUUCCUCUCUGAAUCUACUGACUUGAUCUCCAUAUCUGCUAGCUUGGUGGCAAUAAAAGGAUCAGUUGGAUAUAUUGCUCCAGAGUACGGUUUGGGAUGCGAUGUAUCAACUCAAGGAGAUGUGUACAGCUAUGGAAUACUUCUCCUGGAGAUGUUCACUGGAAAGAGACCCACUGAUGAAACCUUCAAUGAAAGCCUAGAUCUUCAUCGAUUUGUUGAGAUGGCUUUUCCUUCUCAAAUUAUGAACAUCGUAGAUCCACAAUUGAUACGAGAGGAAGAGUACGAAAUUAUCAAUGACAUACAACAAAGAUGCACUAUACAAGACAAGAUACGAGAGUGCUUAAUUUUGGUGAUCAGCAUUGGGUUACAAUGUUCCAGCAAAGUACCCAAAGAACGGCUGCAUACAGGAGAUAUUGUUAAAAAAAUGACUGCAGCGAGAGAGAUACUUGGCAGGGUCUAA